This is a messenger RNA of Dicentrarchus labrax (European seabass), 7796 nucleotides long. RefSeq lists its product as uncharacterized. The transcript has 7 exons. NCBI's taxonomy places the organism in Eukaryota, Metazoa, Chordata, Actinopteri, Moronidae. The record is from RefSeq and is a predicted model, not a curated record. The coding region runs from base 1 to 7644 and encodes 2547 amino acids.
AUGAGCCAAGCACCUUCCAACAAUGAUGAUGAAGAUCUUUAUCGUCCUUCUCCUGUUUGUUGCUGCUCCAACGACAACAGCUGCCCCAACGACAACCACAGGUGCUACAACGACAACCGCAGUUGCUCCAACAACCAACACAGCUGCCCCAACGACAACAGCUGCCGCAACGACAACCAUAGCUGCCCCAACGACAACCACGGCUGCUCCGACUACAACAGCUGCCCCAACGGCAACCACAGCUGCUGCAACGUCAACCACAGUUGCCCCAACAACAACCACAGCUGCCCCAACAACAACCACGGCUGCUCCAACUACAACAGCUGCCCCAAUGACAACCACAGCUGCCCCAACAACCACCACAGCUGCUCAAACUUCAACAGCUGCCCCAACGACAACUACAGCUGCUCCAAUGUCAACCACAGUUGCUGCAACGACAAUCGCAGUUGCCCCAACAACAACCACGGCUGCUCCAACUACAACAGCUGCCCCAAUGACAACCACAGCUGCCCCAACAACCACCACAGCUGCUCAGACUUCAACAGCUGCCCAAACGACAACUACAGCUGCUGCAACGACAACCACAGUUGCUCUAACAACUACAACAGCUGCCCCAACAACAACCACAGCCGCUCCAACUACAACAGCUGCCCCAACGACAACUACAGCUGCUCCAAUGUCAACCACAGUUGCUGCAACGACAAUCGCAGUUGCUCCAACAACAACCACAGCUGCCCCAACAACAACCAUGGCUGCUCCAACUACAACAGCUGCCCCAAUGACAACCACAGCUGCACCAACACCCACCACAGCUGCUCCAACUACAACAGCUGCCCCAACGACAACCACAGCUGCCCCAACAACCACCACAGCUGCUCAAACUACAACAGCUGCCCAAACGACAACCACAGCUGCCCCAACAACAACCACGGCUGCUCCAACUACAACAGCUGCUCCAACAACAACCACAGCUGCCCCAACUACAACAGCUGCCCCAACGACAACCACAGCUGCACCAACACCCACCACAGCUGCUCCAACUACAACCACAGUUGCCCCAACGACAACCACGGCUGCUCCAACUACAACAGCUGCCCUAACGACAACCACGGCUGGUGCAACAACAACCACUACAGCCGCUCCAACUACAACAGCUGCCACAACGACAACUACAGCUGCUGCAACUUCAACCACAGCUGCCCCAACGACAACUACAGCUGCUCCAACGUCAACCACAGUUGCUCCAACAACAGCCACAGCUGCCCCAACAACAACCACGGCUGCUCCAACUACAACAGCUGCCCCAACGACAACCACAGCUGCCCCAACAACCACAACAGCUUCUCCAACUACAACAGCUGCCCCAAUGACAACCACAGCUGCCCCAACAACCACCACAGCUGCUCAAACUUCAACAGCUGCCCCAAUGACAACCACAGCUGCCCCAACAACCACCCCAGCUGCUUCAACUACAAAAGCUGCUGCAACGACAACCACAGUUGCUCUAACAACUACCACAGCUGCCCUGACAACUACAACUGCUGCAACGACAACCACAGUUGCUCCAACAACAACCACAGCUGCCCCAACAACCACUACAGCUGCUGCAAUGACAACCACAGUUGUUCCAGCAACUACCGCAGCUGCCCCAACGACAACUACACUUGCUCCAACAACAACCACAGCUGUCCCAACAACAAGAGAUGCCCCGACAACAACAGCUGCUCCAACGUCCACCAAAGCUGUCCUAACCACAACAGUUGCCAAAACGACAACCACCAUUGGUCCAACAACCACAGUGGCCCCAGGAGCAACAACCACAGCUGCCCCAGGAGCAGCAACUACACAGGCUCCAGCAGCAACUACGACAGUGACCCCAGGAGCAACAACCACAGCUGCCCCAGGAGCAACAGCCACACAGGCCCCAGUAGCAACUACCACAGUAACCCCAGGAGAAACAACCACAGUAGCUCAAGGAACAACAACUGCUGCCCUAGGAGCAACAACCACAGCUGCCCCAGGAGCAACUACCACACAGGCCCAAGUAGCAACUACCACAGUAACCCCAGGAGAAACAACCACAGCUGCCCCAGGAGCAACUACCACACAGGCCUCAGGAGCCACUACCACAUUAACCCCAGGAGCAACAACCACAGCUGCCCCAGGAGCAACAGCCACACAGGCCCCAGCAGCAACAACCACACAGGCCCCAGGAGCAACCGCCACAGUAACCCCAGGAGCAACAACCACAGCUGCCCCAGGAGCAACUACCUCAGUAACCCCAGGAGUAACAACCACAGCUGCCCCAGGAAAAACAACCACCCAGGCCCCAGUAGCAACAACCACAGCUGCCCCAGGAGCAACAACCACAGUAACCCCAGGAGCAACAACCACACAGGCCCCCGUAGCAACUACCAAAGUAACCCCAGGAGCAACAACCACAGUAGCUCAAGUAACAACAACUGCUGCCCUAGGACCAACAACCACAGCUGCCCCAGGAGCAACAACCACAGUAGCUCAAGGAACAACAACUGCUGCCCUAGGAGCAACAACCACAGCUGCCCCAGGAGCAACCACCACAGUAACCGCAGGAGCAACAACCACAGCUGCCCCAGUAGCAACCACCACAGUAACCGCAGGAGAAACCACCACAGUAACCGCAGGAGCAACAACCACAGUAACCGCAGGAGCAACAACCACAGUAGCUCAAGGAACAACCACUGCUGCCCUAGGAGCAACAACCACAGCUGCCGCAGGAGCAACUACUACACAGGCCCUAGUAGCAACUACCACAGUAACCCCAGGAGCAACAACCACAGCUGCCCAAGGAGCAACUACCACAGCUGCCGCAGGAGCAACAACCACACAGGCCCAAGUAGCAACAACCACAGCUGCCCCAGGAGCAACUACCACACAGGCCCCAGUAGCCACUACCACAUUAACCCCAGGAGCAACAACCACAUCUGCCCCAGGAGCAACAGCCACACAGGCCCCAGCAGCAACUACCACAGUGACCCCAGGAGCAACAACCACAGCUGCCCCAGGAGCAACUACCACACAGGCCCCCGUAGCAACUACCAAAGUAACCCCAGGAGCAACAACCACAGUAGCUCAAGGAACAGCAACUGCUGCCCUAGGAGCAACAACCACAGCUGCCCAAGGAGAAACUACAACAGCUGCUGCAGGAGCAACAACCACACAGGCCCCAGGAGCAACUACCACAGUGACCCCAGGAGCAACAACCACAGCUGCCCCAGGAGCAACAGCCACAGCUGCCGCAGGAGCAACAACCACACAGGCCCCAGGAGCAACCGCCAAAGUAACCCUAGGAGCAACAACCACACAGGCCCCCGUAGCAACUACCAAAGUAACCCCAGGAGCAACAACCACAGUAGCUCAAGGAACAGCAACUGCUGCCCUAGGAGCAACAACCACAGCUGCCCAAGGAGAAACUACAACAGCUGCUGCAGGAGCAACAACCACACAGGCCCCAGGAGCAACUACCACAGUGACCCCAGGAGGAACAACCACAGCUGCCCCAGGAGCAACAGCCACAGCUGCCGCAGGAGCAACAACCACACAGGCCCCAGGAGCAACCGCCAAAGUAACCCUAGGAGCAACAACCACAGCUGCCCAAGGAGCAACUACCACAGCUGCCGCAGGAGAAACAACCACACAGGCCCCAGGAGCAACUACCACAGUGACCCCAGGAGCAACAACCACAGCUGCCCCAGUAGCAACCACCACAGUAACUGCAGGAGCAACAACCACAGUAGCUCAAGGAACAACAACUGCUGCCCUAGGAGCAACAACCACAGCUGCCCCAGGAGCAACUACCACAGUAACCCCAGGAGUAACAACCACAGCUGCCCCAGGAAAAACAACCACAGCUGCCGCAGGAGCAACAACCACACAGGCCCCAGCAGCAACUACCACAGUGACCCCAGGAGUAACGACCACAGUAGCUCAAGGAACAACAACUGCUGCCCUAGGAGCAACAACCACCGCUUCCCCGGGAGAAACUACCACACAGGCCCAAGAAGCAACUACCACAGUAACCCCAGGAUCAACAACCACAGCUGCCCCAGGAGCAACAACCACACAGGCCCCAGUAGCAACUACCACAGUAACCCCAGGAGCAACAACCACAGCAGCCCCAGGAACAACUACCACAGUAGCUCAAGGAACAACAACUGCUGCCCUAGGAGCAACAACCACAGCUGCCCCAGUAGCAACUACCACAGUAACCCCAGGACCAACAACCACAGUAGCUCAAGGAACAACAACUGCCGCCCUAGGAGCAACAACCACCGCUUCCCCGGGAGCAACUACCACACAGGCCCCAGUAGCAACUACCACAGUGACCCCAGGAGCAACAACCACAGCUGCCCAAGGAGCAACAGCCACACAGGCGACAGUAGCAACUACCACAGUAACCCCAGGAGCAACAACCACAGCAGCCCCAGGAACAACUACCACAGUAGCUCAAGGAACAACAACUGCUGCCCUAGGAGCAACAACCACCGCUUCCCCGGGAGCAACUACCACACAGGCCCCAGUAGCAACUACCACAGUGACCCCAGGAGUAACAACCACAGCUGCCCCAGGAAAAACAACCACAGCUGCCGCAGGAGCAACAACCACACAGGCCCCAGCAGCAACUACCACAGUGACCCCAGGAGUAACGACCACAGUAGCUCAAGGAACAACAAUUGCUGCCCUAGGAGCAACAACCACCGCUUCCCCGGGAGAAACUACCACACAGGCCCAAGAAGCAACUACCACAGUAACCCCAGGAUCAACAACCACAGCUGCCCCAGGAGCAACAACCACACAGGCCCCAGUAGCAACUACCACAGUAACCCCAGGAGCAACAACCACAGCAGCCCCAGGAACAACUACCACAGUAGCUCAAGGAACAACAACAGCUGCCGCAGGAGCAACAACCACACAGGCCCCAGCAGCAACUACCACAGUGACCCCAGGAGUAACGACCACAGUAGCUCAAGGAACAACAACUGCUGCCCUAGGAGCAACAACCACCGCUUCCCCAGGAGCAACUACCACACAGGCCCAAGUAGCAACUACCACAGUGACCCCAGGAGCAACAACCACAGCUGCCCAAGGAGCAACAGCCACACAGGCGACAGUAGCAACUACCACAGUAACCCCAGGACCAACAACCACAGUAGCUCAAGGAACAACAACUGCCGCCCUAGGAGCAACAACCACAGCUUCCCCAGGAGCAACUACCACACAGGUCCAAGAAGCAACUACCACAGUAACCCCAGGAGCGACAACCACAGCUGCCCCAGGAGCAACUACCACACAGGCCUCAGGAGCCACUACCACAUUAACCCCAGGAGCAACAACCACAGCUGCCCCAGGAGCAACAGCCACACAGGCCCCAGUAGCAACUACCACAGUAACCUCAGGAGCAAUGACCACUGUAGCUCAAGGAACAACAACUGCUGCCCUAGGAGCAACUACCACACAGGCCCCAGUAGCCACUACCACAUUAACCCCAGGAGCAACAACCACAGCUGCCCCAGGAGCAAAUACCACACAGGCCCUGGUAGCAACUACCACAGUAACCCCAGGAGCAACAACCACAGCUGCCCCAGGAAAAACAACCACAGCUGCCGCAGGAGCAACAACUACACAGGCCCCAGGAGCAACAACCACAGCAGCCCCAGGAACAACUACCACAGCUGCCGCAGGAGCAACAACCACACAGGCCCCAGUAGCAACAACCACAGUAGCUCAAGGAACAACAACUACUGCCCUAGGAGCAACUACCACAGCUGCCACAGGAACAACUACCACACAGGCCCCAGUAGCAACUACCAAAGUAACGCCAGGAGCAACAACCACAGCUGCCCAAGGAGCAACUACCACAGCUGCCGCAGGAGCAACAACCACACAGGCCCCAGUAGCAACAACCACAGCUGUCGCAGGAGCAACAACCACACAGGCCCCAGGAGCAACUACCACAGUGACCCCAGGAGCAACAACCACAGCUGCCCCAGGAACAACUACCACAGCUGCCGCAGGAGCAACAACCACACAGGCCCCAGUAGCAACUACCACAGUGGCCCCAGGAGCAACAACCACAGUAGCUCAAGGAACAACAACUGCUGCCCUAGGACCAACAACCACAGCUGCCCCAGGAGCAACAACCACAGUAGCUCAAGGAACAACAACUGCUGCCCUAGGAGCAACAACCACAGCUGCCCCAGUAGCAACUACCACAGUAACCCCAGGACCUACCACUGUAGCUCAAGGAACAACAACUGCUGCCCUAGGAGCAACUACCACACAGGCCUCAGGAGCCACUACCACAGUAGCUCAAGGAACAACAACUACUGCCCUAGGAGCAACUACCACAGCUGCCACAGGAACAACUACCACACAGGCCCCAGUAGCAACUACCAAAGUAACGCCAGGAGCAACAACCACAGCUGCCCAAGGAGCAACUACCACAGCUGCCGCAGGAGCAACAACCACACAGGCCCCAGUAGCAACAACCACAGCUGUCGCAGGAGCAACAACCACACAGGCCCCAGGAGCAACUACCACAGUGACCCCAGGAGCAACAACCACAGCUGCCCCAGGAACAACUACCACAGCUGCCGCAGGAGCAACAACCACACAGGCCCCAGUAGCAACAACCACAGUAGCUCAAGGAACAACAACUACUGCCCUAGGAGCAACAACCACAGCUGCCACAGGAACAACUACCACACAGGCCCCAGUAGCAACUACCAAAGUAACGCCAGGAGCAACAACCACAGCUGCCCAAGGAGCAACUACCACAGCUGCCGCAGGAGCAACAACCACACAGGCCCCAGUAGCAACAACCACAGCUGUCGCAGGAGCAACAACCACACAGGCCCCAGGAGCAACUACCACAGUGACCCCAGGAGCAACAACCACAGCUGCCCCAGGAGCAACAGCCACAGCUGCCGCAGGAGCAACAACCACACAGGCCCCAGGAGCAACUACCAAAGUAACCCUCGGAGCAACAACCACAGCUGCCCAAGGAGCAACUACCACAGCUGCCGCAGGAGCAACAACCACACAGGCCCCAGGAGCAACUACCACAGUGACCCCAGGAGCAACUACCACAGCUGCCACAGGAACAACUACCACACAGGCCCCAGUAGCAACUACCAAAGUAACCCCAGGAGCAACAACCACAAUAGCUCAAGGAACAACAACUGCUGCCCUAGGAGCAACAACCACAGCUGCCCAAGGAGCAACUACCACAGCUGCCCCAGGAGCAACUACCACACAGGCCCCAGUAGCAACUACCAAAGUAACCCCAGGAGCAACAACCACAGUAGCUCAAGGAACAGCAACUACUGCCCUAGGAGCAACAACCACAGCUGCCCAAGGAGAAACUACCAAACAGGCCCCAGGAGCAACUACCACAGUGACCCCAGGAGCAACAACCACAGCUGCCCCAGGAGCAACAGCCACAGCUGCCGCAGGAGCAACAACCACACAGGCCCCAGGAGCAACCGCCAAAGUAACCCUAGGAGCAACAACCUCCCAAGGAGAAACUACCACAGCUGCCGCAGGAGCAACAACCACACAGGCCCCAGGAGCAACAACCACACAGGCCCCAGGAGCAACCGCUAAAGUAACCCUAGGAGCAACAACCACAGUUGCCCCAGGAGCAACUACCACAGUGACCCCAGGAGCAACAACCACAGCUGCCCCAGGAGCAACAGCCACACAGGCCCCAGUAGCAACUACCACAGUUACCCCAGGAGCAAAAACCACAGCUGCCG